AUGGGGCGGGGCCGGGGGCGGGGCCAGUCCCGGGGCGGGGCUUGGAGGCGGAAGCGGCGGCGUUCGGCGCCCCGCGCCCCUCAGUGACUUAACGCCGGGUUCCUGCUCAGGCCCGGCCGCCUCCCGGCUUGGGGAGCCCAGCGAGGUCCGUCCCGAGCCGGAGCGCAACUUGCAGAAGAGAGACGCCCCAGCAAGCCUCUUUCGGGGAACCCUCCAGCUCCUCGCCCCAUGGGCCAGACGGCCCUGGCGGGGGGCAGCAGCAGCGCCCCCGCCCCACAGGCCCUGUACCCCGAUCACUCUUGUCCCAAAGGCUUGGAGGAGCUGCUCUCCGCUCCCCCUCCGGACCUGGGAACCCAACGGUGCCACGGCUGGAACCCCAAGGACUGCUCGGAGAACAUCGAGGUCAAGGAGGGGGGCCUGUGCUUUGAGCGGCGGCCCGUGGCCCAGAGCACCGACGGGGUCCGGGGGAAGAGGGGCUACUCGAGCGGCCUGCACGCCUGGGAGAUCAGCUGGCCGCGCGAGCAGAGGGGCACCCACGCCGUGGUUGGUGUGGCCACGGCCCGCGCCCCGCUGCAGGCCGACCACUACGCGGCGCUGCUGGGCAGCAACAGCGAGUCGUGGGGCUGGGACCUUGGGCGGGGGAAGCUAUACCAUCAGAGCAAGGAGCCCGGGGCUCCCCAAUAUCCACCCGGACCUCAGGGUGAGCAGCUGGAGGUGCCGGAGAGGCUGCAGGUGGUUCUGGACAUGGAGGAGGGGACUCUGGGCUACGCUAUUGGGGGCACCUACCUGGGGCCAGCCUUCCGCGGACUGAAGGGCAGGACCCUCUACCCAGCAGUAAGCGCUGUCUGGGGCCAGUGCCAGGUCCGCAUCCGCUACCUGGGCAAAAGGAGAGCGGAGCCACACACCCUGCUGCACCUGAGCCGCCUGUGCGUGCGCCAAGCUCUGGGGGCUACCCGGCUGGGCCAGGUAUCUGCGCUGCCCUUGCCCCCUGCCAUGAAGCGCUACCUGCUCUACCAGUGACCCUGUGACACCAGAUUUGGGGGCCUUGAUGCUACACCUCCCCCGGGGUACUACUGGUUGGACCAGCUACUUAAAACCAGUGAGGCUGGGCCCCUAGCCCCAACCCAGGCUCUAGGGAACCGAACACCCGAGCCACCCAGCAGGUGAAGAGAAGGAGCUGUUAUUCAAGACUGUGGCGCCUGGUACACAAGAUGGUUUUUUCCCCAAGUAAAAAUAAUGAGACCUGCUGUUG
Messenger RNA from Pipistrellus kuhlii (Kuhl's pipistrelle), 1252 nucleotides. RefSeq names its product splA/ryanodine receptor domain and SOCS box containing 2 (gene SPSB2). The record is from RefSeq and is a predicted model, not a curated record. Gene Ontology annotation, cellular component: SCF ubiquitin ligase complex. The transcript is spliced from 3 exons. Lineage: Eukaryota; Metazoa; Chordata; Mammalia; Chiroptera; Vespertilionidae. Bases 229 to 1020 code for a protein of 263 amino acids. Gene Ontology annotation, molecular function: protein binding. Gene Ontology annotation, biological process: proteasome-mediated ubiquitin-dependent protein catabolic process; intracellular signal transduction.